AUAAAUUUGGUGGAGGUUACCCUCCUCGGCCAGUUUUUCACGACUGGCCUACAUGUUUUCAAACCUACCAAGAUGUCUGCCUUGAAAUGCCUGAGAAGUUAUACACGCUCAACAGUUCGGAGAAGUUCAGGGAAUGGAUGACAGAGAAACUUGACAGGGUCGAUUUGUUCAAAGUUGAUGUUGCCAUCACGUCUCUGAUUGACAGGGAGUGUAUCCCAGUGUUGGCGGGCUACCUGGCCUGUCUGAGCUACCUGGCACACGCCUAUCGCUGGGGCACAGUACCAACCACGAGCCUGGAACGGGAAAGAAUCACUCUCGAAUUCCCGGACUGCCUCUGGGACCCUUUUAAAAAGGUAAAUGAUUAUUUCGGGCUUCCAUAUCGUGGCAACCACUUUUCACUGAUGGCAUGCAACGCUAUUUAUGACGAAAAUGGAUCGCCAGUAGGUAUGAAGUUUAAUUGGAAUUAUGACCCAGCCAAAGCGAACCAGGAAAAUAACUUCAAGCUGCUGAUGGCAAAAACCGAGUGUGAAGCCCCUAACGUCCUCAGUUCUCUCGGAGAGUACUUGGAUUUGCUUCAAACCUUCACGACUUCAGACGACAGGAAUGACGUCGAACAGCAAAUGAUCGAAAAGGUGUAUCUUACAAAAGGACACCUCGUGGCAGUUAUAAGACAGGUCAACACAAAGAUGCACGACGGUUUUAUUUCAAGAAAUGUCUUUGCACCACACAUCCAGGGAAUGAUUGCAUGGGGAUUAGACUCAGACAUUGGGUCGUCUGCUUCUGAAAAUCUCAUUUUCCAGGUACUCAAUGUGUUUUGCGACAUGGAGGGUGCGAGCGAAAUGAGUCGUUUUGGAAAGAGGACGCGGGAGAACAUUCCAGAAAAUUCCAGGGUUUUAUUAAAUAAAUUUGAGGAGAGCACAAAAGGUUAUAUCUUUCCGACAGAGAAACUGGCCCAAGCAAAGGCAGACUUGAUUACGGUAUAUUAUGCCUUUCUUUUGGGGCAUGCGCGAAAGGUACCAGACUAUAUAGCCAAAUGUCCAAUGACUGCGUCCGGGUUCUUGAAGAAGGAUUUGGUAUCCAAAUUUAGGCGUCAAAUGAAAGCACGGUGCGACGAAGUUUUAUCUGCCAGAAAGAAAGCUCAAGGCAGAUCAUCUGACAACAACAAUAACGACAAUGGAAUCGAAGAAAACAAAGUGUGGUGUUGGAGUAAGGCGUUGUUUUGUUGGGGAAAGGCAAUCCUGAAGUCUAAUUUGAAACUAUUGACAAUACUGAUUUUAUUUUCCUGA
This is a messenger RNA of Lingula anatina, 1286 nucleotides long. RefSeq lists its product as uncharacterized. Gene Ontology annotation, molecular function: metal ion binding; heme binding; indoleamine 2,3-dioxygenase activity. The record is from RefSeq and is a predicted model, not a curated record. Gene Ontology annotation, biological process: 'de novo' NAD+ biosynthetic process from L-tryptophan. Gene Ontology annotation, cellular component: cytoplasm. NCBI's taxonomy places the organism in Eukaryota, Metazoa, Brachiopoda, Lingulata, Lingulida, Lingulidae.